CCCAUCUAAUUUCAUUAAUCCUUUAUUUUUUCAUUUUCAUUUCCUCUUCUUGUCCCCUAAUUCAAAAUUGAAUGGAAACAAAACCUUCCAUUUUUUCUACCUGAGAGAGAUUACAACACCUCCACUGAGCUAAUUAACUCAUGGCUUCAAACUCACACAACAAUAACAAGGAAAAUUCUUCUUCUUGGACACGCAUGCAGAACAAGCAAUUCGAAAGCGCACUUGCCUUGUAUGAUCAAGACACCCCAGAUCGAUGGCAAAACAUAGCAAAAGUGGUUGGUGAUAAAUCGGCUGAGGAAGUGAAGAGACACUAUGAAAUCCUUUUGGAGGACCUUAGCCAUAUAGAGUCUGGACGUGUUCCAAUUCCCAGCUAUAAGUCCACAGAUAACAAUGAAGAGAGGCCUCUCAAGUAUCUUAAUCAGCAUUGAAUUGACAAAGUCAGCGAAAGUCUCUUUGGCCAUUUACGUUCGGAACAACACAUGAAUGCAAGACUAAAAAAUUUUACUUUCUUUUUCUUUUCUGUUCAGAUCGAUGCUAAGUGAACAAUAUGACCUGUUUGAUAGUGUUUUGUUUUCUAUUUUCAAAUCCAUUUUAUUAAAAUCAUUUUCAAAACCAGUUGUUGAAAAAAAAUAUGUUUGAUAGAUUGGGAAUUUCCCCUCUCUUUUGAACUCAUAAUUCUCUUUUUUAUGUAUCCUUGAACUUAAUUCUAAUUUACUAAUAUGAGGCUUUUUUCGAAUGAGAGAGUUGGGUUAACACAUCCAAGUUGGGGUGGGAUAGAAAGGGAAUGAGAACUCUCGAAUUUAUCUAUUUGUAGGACAAGAGCUCGUGAUUUAACUUUAUUGGCUGGAAUUUCAACUGUGGGUAACGAAAGGAAAUAAA
Molecule: messenger RNA, 879 nt
Organism: Glycine soja
Lineage: Eukaryota; Viridiplantae; Streptophyta; Magnoliopsida; Fabales; Fabaceae
Product: protein RADIALIS-like 3
Exons: 2
Coding region: 141-428 (95 amino acids)
Molecular function (GO): DNA-binding transcription factor activity
Source: RefSeq, a predicted model, not a curated record